CUCCCAUUAUUGAAAGAAAACUGAUGUUUGCUAUCUUAUAUGUGGUGGAUUAUAGGGAACAAUGAGCUCUGCAAGUGAAAAUGAAUUAGACUGCCUUGGAUGGGCGGCAAGGGAUGCAUCUGGAGUUCUCUCGCCGUACAAGUUCAGCCGUAGGGCUGUUGGAAGAGAUGACGUUUCAAUAAAAAUCACGCACUGCGGAGUCUGUUAUGCUGAUUUAGUUUGGACCAGAAACAAAACGGGAGACUCAAAGUAUCCUCUAGUGCCUGGGCAUGAGAUUGUUGGAAUUGUGAAAGAGGUUGGUUCUGAUGUCCACCGUUUCAAAGCUGGCGAUCAUGUUGGGGUUGGAACUUUUAUUAACUCAUGCAGAGAAUGUGAAUAUUGUAAUGAUGAGAUAGAAGUUCAUUGUAAAAGGGGAGUAGUUUCCACUUUUAAUGGCAUCGAUGUGGAUGGUACAAUAACAAAAGGAGGAUACUCCAAUUACAUUGUUGUCCAUGACAGGUACUGCUUCACAAUUCCUGACAGCUAUCCAUUGGCUUCAGCAGCACCUUUACUCUGUGCUGGAAUUACAGUUUACGCUCCCAUGAUGCGCCAUAAGAUGAAUCAGCCUGGUAAAUCUCUAGGAGUGAUUGGCCUUGGUGGUCUUGGUCACAUGGCAGUGAAGUUUGGGAAGGCUUUGGGGCUGAACGUGACAGUUUUCAGCACAAGCGUAUCCAAGAGAGAGGUAGCCCUGAGUGUGCUUGGUGCAGACAGAUUUGUGGUUUCAUCCAACCAAGAGCAGAUGGCGGCCUUGGCUAAGUCAUUGGACUUUAUAAUUGACACUGCAUCUGGUGAUCAUCCUUUUGAUCCAUACAUGUCACUCUUAAAGGUUGCUGGUACUCUGGUCCUGGUGGGUCUCCCUAGUGAGGUCAAAUUCAGUCCACUAAGCCUUUUACGAGAUAGGAUUACUGUUUCUGGUAAUGCAACUGGAGGUACAAAAGAGACACAAGAAAUGUUAAACUUCUGUGCUGCUCACAAAAUUUAUCCCGAGACUGAUGUAAUUCCUAUUCAGUAUGUAAAUGAAGCUCUUGAAAGGCUGAUAAAGAGAAAUGUCAAGUACCGGUUUGUGAUUGAUGUGGAAAACUCCCUGGAAUGACACCAUGUAGAAAAAGAGGGACCUCUCUCUUUCAAUUUAUACACUAAUAAGUUAAAAGUGGAUUUUAGAAGCUAGACCAGAUACCAGAUUGAAACUCAAAGAAUAAGGUCAUUGGUGAUAUUUCAUUGCUGAGUGGCAUAAUAUUCGCUUUUAUGUAACCAUAUGUAGGUCUGAAUCUUCUUCAUAAUUCAAGUAGUUGAAAUAAUUUGAAGUUACUGGGUUAUAUUUGCUUUUCCCAUUA
Molecule: messenger RNA, 1373 nt
Organism: Juglans microcarpa x Juglans regia
Lineage: Eukaryota; Viridiplantae; Streptophyta; Magnoliopsida; Fagales; Juglandaceae
Product: probable cinnamyl alcohol dehydrogenase 1
Exons: 6
Coding region: 62-1132 (356 amino acids)
Molecular function (GO): zinc ion binding; oxidoreductase activity, acting on the CH-OH group of donors, NAD or NADP as acceptor
Source: RefSeq, a predicted model, not a curated record